CGGAGCCAUUUGGGCGGGGCACCCGUCUCGGGGAAGGAGUUGAGAGCAGAGGUCGGCGGGAGAGCGGGCUCUGCGCGAGGUUACAGAAUAUCCAGGCAGCUAGCGGACAUAAAAGCUGCUUUCCAAAUUUAGACGGCAAUUUUAGAUGUGAUGCAGGAUGUCAACUAUUCUCAAGUGUGCUAAAGUCCAAUUCUGCUGACCAGGCAGUCACUUCAGAGUCAUCUUUCUGAAGCGUAAAAAGAGGAUAGUGGCUCACGUGUCAAAGGAUGGCACAGUCACGCUCUAGAUCCCCCAGGUGGAGGCACAGGUCUUUAUCACCAGUGCCUAGAAGUUCUGAACACUGCAAGCAAAGAUAUGAGCAUUAUGGCUACGACUACAGGAAGGAUCCAAAAAGACCCAUCACUUGGAGAAUGGACAAUGAGAAACAUGGACAGAGUAAACCAAGGAUUUCUUCUCGUGAAAAUAUAUAUUACCGAUCUUACGAGCAUAGAUCACCUUCCCCAAGCAUAAGAGGAAACUCUUCAGAAAAGUUUUGUGCUUAUAAGCCUCCCCAAGUAUAUUUACCAGAAAGAGGAGAUGAUAGUAACAGAAGAGCUCAAUAUGUGCCCAGACACUCAGAAGGUAUAUUCUACAAAGAGCACCAGAGGAGUUGUUAUCCCCAGAAAGCACAAGGAAGGUAUAUUCCUGAUGACCACAGAAAUAGAGGAAGUGGAAAAGGAGGGACAUCACCUGUGAGAUCAACACCAGUUUCUUUUAGAUUCGAAGGACAUUGGCAUGAAGAUGAACCGAGGCACCAGAGGAUACAAGAUGAAAAAUACUCUCAGUCACUUAGAAGAGGCUCUGAAGAUUUUGAGAAAAGGAGCUCUUUUCAGAGGAGGUAUCCUGAGGAUCAUGAUUUCAGAAAAUAUGGACACACAUCAAAAAGACCUCAAGAUGUGGAGAGGUAUGAAAACAGAGAGCCUGCCAGGAGUCCGCAGUGGAAGUCCAGGCAUUUUUCUGCUCCUUACCAAGAGAAGAAAGAUCAGUGGAACUUCGAAACCCAAACUCAUCGAUAUGCUCCAAGGGAAUUCCCAGAGACCAGUUCAGCAGCCAAGGUAUCCUGUGAUUCUCGCCACAAAUAUUGGAAGACCUCAGACGGCGACAAGGACUUUUAUGAUGGAAGAGCUCAGAAGUACCCUAAGGAAGAAGAUAGAAAAUUGGGUUCUCAAAAAUGCCCUGUGAAUAGAGAGUCCAGUUGUUCUCAUGCUGGAAGAGGGAGAGAGACUGAAGGUGGGCAAGUCAGAGAAUCUUCUAAGCCAUCUAAGAAAGACUGCGCUGCCUUAACCCAUUCAGAUAAAAGCGAUGUUGAUUCGAGAUCCUAUAAGGACACACGAAAGGACAAAAUCAAGAAAGAAAGGGCUGACAGUAAAGAGAGCAAUUCUUCCUGUAACCAACUUGAUAAUAGUGAUUCUGACUUGAAGCCUUCAUUUGUAUUUCUUAGGAAGAAGUCACUUACAGUUAAAGUAGAUGUGAAGCAAGCACAGGAUACAUCUAGGGUUGCUUCUAGCUAUUCCAAAGAGAGACAGAUGUCACAUGAUUUGGUUGCUGUUGGCAGGAAAAGUGAAAACUUUCAUCCAGUGUUUGAACAUCUUGACUCAACUCAGAAUACUGAAAACAAACCUACAGGAGAAUAUGCUCAGCAAAUCAUAACUAUAAUCCAUCAAGUUAAAGCAAAUUAUUUUCCAUCACCUGAAGUAACUCUGCAUGAGCGUUUCUCAAAAAUUAAAGUUAAAAAAGCUGCAGAUGUAAAGGAAACUAAGUUGAGCUCGGAUCCAGAAAUUCACAGGAGAAUAGAUAUGUCUUUGGCCGAGCUUCAGAGUAAACAAACUAUGGUAUAUGACUCAAAACAGACUCUGGUCAAAAUAAUAGAUCCAAAUGACCUACGACAUGACAUUGAAAGAAGGAGAAAAGAACGGUUACAGAAUGAAGAUGAGCACAUUUUUCACAUAGCUAGUGCUGCAGAGAGGAGUGAUCAGCAUUCCAGUUUUUCAAGGUCAAAGGAUACUCAUGUUGAUGGAUUCCAAAAACCUACAUCUAUUGAAAAAUCAAAUUUUAGAAAAUUUAUUCAGAAACCUUACUCAAAUUAUCCUGUGCAGAGAAAAGAUAUCAUUACUCACAGACCAUUUGAAGGUGAGAAAAGCCAUCAAAAUACAAGAGGCUUUAGAAGACCUUUUAAGACCAACUUUAGAGGUGGCAGAUUUCAUUUCCAACAUAAAUCAGACCUAGUACAGAAGAGCUUGUACAUUCAGGCUAAAUAUCAGCGUUUACGGUUCGCUGGUCCAAGGGGAUUUAUCACUAAUAAAUUCAGAGAAAGAUUACUGAGGGAAAAAAAGGAAUAUACAAACAUUAACCCAGCAGUCUAAUCGGAAAUUGUUAUAAAUGGAAACGACACUACAGGAUGAUAUUUGGGAGCAUCUUUUUAUCAAGAGUUAGAAUUGGCACUAAAGCACUAAUACUGUAACUUUCUUGAUAAAAUAAUUUUAUUUUUCUGUAGUGGAAUGCUGCAACUUUUUUACACUUAACAAUUGCUUUUAAAUUACAGUAUUCAAUUUAAAAGUUGUAUUUACUACAGCUUCUUUUGCAAAAAGUCUCAAAAGGGCAUUAUUUGUUGAUGCAUUUUUCUCUGAGCAUGGUUUCAUAGAGAACUGAGUUAUAUCCAGACGUUUCUAUGUUGAAAGUUUUGCUUAUGAAAUAAAAACAAAACAAAGUAUAUGAAUUGUAUAGUGUCUGUACAUGAAAGAACUUUAAACAGUGGCCUUACAUAGCAAUUUUUAUAUCAGAUUUUUCUUUUUCUGAUGACAUUUUGGCUUACAACUUGAAGUUUUCUUAAGCUUCUGAAGAUCAAGGUCUAUAUACUUCAUACAUUUCAUAUUAUGACAUAAGAAAGCGCAAAAAAGGUGCUUCAAAUUUUCCAUCAGGUAGUUAUGAGUGCACUGAAUUUUUAGUAAUUGGUUCAUUCAGUUUUUUUCCACAAUUAUUUGUUCUUUUCCAGUUUCAAAAUGCUAUUGUGGAAAAUACAUAAAGGUUUUAUAAUCUAUAUUCCAUCUUACUUUCCCUCAGGGUAAGCUUGUGCAUAUCAUAUUUUUAAAGGCUUUUAAAAAAUUGACAGACAAAAAUCUCAUAUUUGGAAAUUGUACUUUACUACAGCAUUACACAUUUUGCAAGCACAUAUUAUAAAGUGUUUAUUUUCAGUUCAGUUGUAUUGAGUACCUACUAUGUGUAAGAUAACAUCAAUGAGACUUUCAAUGAUAUUUUAAGUCUCAAUACCUUGUUUCUUUGUUUCCUGUUUUCUGCUUAAUAAUAAUAUACAUUCCCACUUACAUUUUUGUCAACUGUUUAAUUGUAAUGAAAUAAAAUGCUAUUGCUCCUUCUGCUUGAAGCAA
Messenger RNA from Odocoileus virginianus texanus, 3422 nucleotides. NCBI's taxonomy places the organism in Eukaryota, Metazoa, Chordata, Mammalia, Artiodactyla, Cervidae. The record is from RefSeq and is a predicted model, not a curated record.